CACAACAACAUAAACAUUCUCGGCCGGAGGAGGAGCAUUUUUCGGUACAAAAACAACUCUGCCGGAGCACGGGAGAUGCUCUGAUCAAGGGCGGAUGUGGAGCAGGAGCAGCCAAAGCCGGAAUCGCCAUGAAGAUCCUUUCCCGUCUGGGCAGCCUGGUGCGCUACACGGUCGCCUAUGCGGCCAUCACCCACUGCACCUUCGAGUACAUCGGCGACUUCGUCCUGUGCAAAGGGCCCUCUAUGGAACCCACUCUCUACUCGGACAAUGUGUUGCUCACCGAGCGCUUGUCGAAGCACUGGCGAACCUACCAGCCCGGCGACAUCAUCAUUGCCGUAUCGCCCAUCAAUGCCGGCCAGUAUAUAUGCAAGCGGAUCGUGGCCGUUUCCGGUGAACAGGUGCUCACCCAGAAGCCGAUCCCCAUCGAGGCGGAGUACAGCGUGACUAAGGACGGUGGUAGUGCCGCCGCCGACAAAAAGAAGCCCGUGAUGACCAAGGACUAUGUGCCGCGCGGAUACGUUUGGAUCGAGGGCGACAACAAGGGCAACAGCUCGGAUUCGCGCUACUACGGACCCAUCCCAGUGGGCCUCAUCCGGAGUCGCGUGCUCUGUCGCAUUUGGCCGUUAUCCGAGGCCACUGGUCUCUAGAUGGGCUAGAUCGGCUACUUUAAUAGGAAAUUCAAUUGGAUCCACUUUCUUGUAGAUCCAUUUCGUGAGAGGAUUCGUCUCAUUUGUACGAACCUUUGGGUGUGAUUGAAAAAAAACUAGAAAACCAUUUCAAAAACUGCCAGAACCAUAUUUAUUCAUUCAUAUUUAAAUAUCCAACUUUGAAAUUUAAUGUAAUGCCCUUAACAUUCAAUUCAUUCUUCAUAAAAAAAUCAUGAAACAAAGAAAUCUGUAAAUUAGUAAAUCGGCACCUUGUUAUAGAAAGAUUUAAAUUGCUUUCAAAAAAUGUAAAUAAAAAAUGCAAAUAAAAUGUAAUUGUGAUUAUAAAUAUUAA
Molecule: messenger RNA, 999 nt
Organism: Drosophila gunungcola (fruit fly)
Lineage: Eukaryota; Metazoa; Arthropoda; Insecta; Diptera; Drosophilidae
Product: mitochondrial inner membrane protease subunit 1
Exons: 2
Coding region: 129-647 (172 amino acids)
Cellular component (GO): mitochondrial inner membrane peptidase complex; membrane
Molecular function (GO): serine-type endopeptidase activity
Source: RefSeq, a predicted model, not a curated record